Molecule: messenger RNA, 951 nt
Organism: Didymella exigua CBS 183.55
Lineage: Eukaryota; Fungi; Ascomycota; Dothideomycetes; Pleosporales; Didymellaceae
Product: pyrroline-5-carboxylate reductase
Exons: 2
Coding region: 1-951 (316 amino acids)
Biological process (GO): L-proline biosynthetic process
Molecular function (GO): pyrroline-5-carboxylate reductase activity
Source: RefSeq, a predicted model, not a curated record
AUGGCGUCCCAGGAAUCCAAGCCCCUCACAUUGACCGUCCUCGGUUCUGGCACCAUGGGCAUUGCCAUCAUGGGCGGCGUCAUGGCCUCUCUCGCCAAAGCCAAAACCGCCGCCGCAAUUGACCCCUCGUCCACCCCCAAAGCCACACCAAACGUCUCCCGCUUCGUCGCCUGCGACACGUGGGCGCCUGCCGAGGAGAACGUCAAGAAGGCGCUCGGCCACUACAACUUCGACCUGCAGACGCUCACCAAUAGCAACCUCAAGGGCGUCCAGCAAGCAGACAUCGUCCUGCUGUCCUGCAAGCCCUACGGCUUCAAGGCCAUCCUGGGCGAGGAGGGCAUGCGCGAUGCGCUCAAGGGCAAGGUCAUCGUCAGCAUCCUGGCCGGCGUCACCCAGAAGCAGAUCUCCGAGUUCCUGUACCCCGAGGGCGCUGACAAGGUCGAGAACGCAUGCCGCGUCGUCCGCGUGAUGCCCAACACGGCCUCUUUCGUCGGCGAGUCCAUGAGCGUCAUCGAGACCAGCGACCCUCCGCUGAGCGACGCACAGCAGAAACUCGUCGAGUUCGUCUUUGGUUCCAUUGGCCGCGUCACCACGCUGCCCCCCGCCAACAUGGACAUCGCGACCGCCCUGUGCGGCUCCGGCCCCGCCUUCUUUGCCCUCAUCCUCGAGGCCGCCGCCGACGGCGCUGUCGCCAUGGGCAUGCCCCGGGCGCAGGCGUACGAGAUGGCCGCGCAGACGAUGCGGGGCACGACGGGGUUGGUGCUGAAUGGCGAGCAUCCAGCUGUGCUCAAGGACAAGGUUUCGACGCCGGGAGGCUGCACAAUCGGAGGUCUGAUGUCGUUGGAGAAGGAUGGUGUCAGGAACGCCGUGGCAACAGCUAUCAGGGAGGCUUGCGUUGUUGCUUCACGAUUGGGCGGUGAGCAGAGGGAGUUUGUGAACCACAGGCGGUAG